GGCCUACUACAGUCUCAAACAUACCCUAAACAUUGCAUAUGAAAUGAGAUGCUUCUACCUGUAACAGUGCUAACAUUACAUUUGAAAUUCAUAUUUGUACAGACUGGAGCUGGAAAAACUUAUAGCAUGGAGGGGCCAAGCAUCUUGCACUGCAAUGAGCUGAAAACUGGACUGGUUCUGCGAGUUGUAAAUGGUCUUUUUGAUUGUUUAAGAACAUCAGAAAACAUUACUACUUGGACUGUGAAGUUGUCAAUGGUGGAGAUAUAUUUGGAAAAAGUAAGGUGAGAAUCUGCUUGAUGUUUGCGUAUGAAUCCUGUGUAGAGUUUCUGUUGUAACAAAAUCCUAACUUUAGUUUGGCAGUUACACAAAUAUA
Lolium perenne is the source of this 373-nucleotide messenger RNA. NCBI's taxonomy places the organism in Eukaryota, Viridiplantae, Streptophyta, Magnoliopsida, Poales, Poaceae. The record is from RefSeq and is a predicted model, not a curated record.